Messenger RNA from Esox lucius (northern pike), 2345 nucleotides. RefSeq names its product perforin-1-like. The transcript has 7 exons. Gene Ontology annotation, biological process: immune response. Bases 394 to 2205 code for a protein of 603 amino acids. Lineage: Eukaryota; Metazoa; Chordata; Actinopteri; Esociformes; Esocidae. The record is from RefSeq and is a predicted model, not a curated record. Gene Ontology annotation, cellular component: membrane attack complex.
CAUUGAUUCACAAACAGUUAUGCUUUCAAACUGGACAGAUUGAUAUCCCUGAAGUUUAAUUGACUUGCUGCUACAGUAUACUGUGAUGUUUACGUGUUCCCUUAAUUUCUUUGAGCAGUGUAUUCAUUAUCUGUCUGCAGAAGGUUUCUCUGAAAUGGAGACCCCAUGAACACCAAGGGCAGAAUGUGGUAAAUGGUAAGAGAAACCACACCUCUUGGUAUAAACAAAGCCUUGACCACAUUGACAAAAAAAAAGCCCCUUUCACUGCACAAAAAGUCAGAUAAAACUUGCUGUUCCCCUAAGUAGUCAGUCAUUCAGCAAGUCAUACAGACAGGUCCAUUGUUCCAGAAUCUUUUUUUAUCAACCCCACCAUCAUAACCAAUAGUGAUUGCUAUGUCUGUUCUCCAGACUACUGUGUUGACCCUGUUGGGGCUGUGGGGGGCCUGGAUCCCCCCUGUCCUGCCCUCCUGCACCACAGGCCAACCAGUAGAGUGCAGUGCUGCCCAGUCAGCUCCCGGGACCAACCUGGCUGGUGAGGGUUUUGAUGUGGUCACCAUGGAGCGCAAGCAGGCCUAUGUCGUGGACGUGGAUAACUGGAGGAAGACCCAGAACGGGACCUGUACACUCUGUGUUAACCCUUUCAUGGAGGGACAGACUCAGAGGCUCCCAGUGGCUGUGGUGGACUGGAGACCCUCACACCAAUGUCACAUGAAGAUAUCCAGCAUGGUCUACGACUCCAGUGAGGCAUUUGUGAGCAAGAGUCAAACAGAGGUAGAUGUUAGUUGGAAGAUUGGCUUGGACGUUAUGACCCCCCAGGCAAAAGGGUCAGUCGUGGUGGGGGGUACCUACUCCAGAGCUGCUAAAACAGUCAUGGACCAGUCCAAGCAGGACAAGUACAGCUUCAUCAAACAGGAAAUGCACUGCUCCUAUUACAGUUACCGGUUGAUUGAGGACCCUCCUCUACAUCCUGAGUUCUCUCGCUCCCUGGGUCUCCUCCCUCCCCUCUACACCACCCAGACCAAGGCUGAAUACACCCGUUUCCUUGCCAACUUUGUCACCCACUACAUCAGGAAGGUUCACCUGGGGGGGCGGGUGAAGAGUGUCACCUCCCUGAGAGUGUGCAAGGCAGCACUGAAUGGUUACAAUGAGAAUGAGGUCAAGGACUGUCUGGAAGCUGAGGCCUCUGUCGCCACCAGCACUGGAACAGCCGAAGUCAAAACAGAGACCAACUUCUGUAAGAAUGACCUUAAAAGUCGUGACACCAAAGACAGUUUUAGCAGCAUGUUUAAUGACAGGUUUACUGAGGUGGUGGGGGGACAGACGGAUGGAGCAACUGACCUGCUCUUCUCCAGGACGGGUGGAACCUCCAAGGGCUUCACUGAUUGGAAAAGCACCCUGAAAACUGUUCCAGACAUCAUCAAUUACUCCCUCCACCCCCUCCACCUUUUGGUGAAGCAUGCCAGUAAGAGGGCAGGGCUGAAGAAAGCAGUGGAGGACUACAUCCUGGAACACGCCCUGGUCAAGCACUGCUCUGGGAAGUGUAAGAGUGGCUCCAGGCCCAGUGCCCAUGACUCCUGCCAGUGUGUGUGUCAGGCCAGCAAGGAGAUGACCAACCAGUGCUGCCCGCAGGAGAAAGGCCUGGCCCGACUAAAGGUCACCAUAAAAUACGCCAGGGGCCUCUAUGGGGACACUACGUCACAGACUGACGGCUUUGUCAAGGUGUUCAUGGGUAAUGAUGCCAAGCAGACUGGUGUGAUCUACAACAAUGACAACCCCAGGUGGAACGCAGUCCUUGACUUUGGCACAGUCAUGCUCUCCCUGGCCACUGAGCUCAAGUUUGCUGUGUACGACGAUGACAGCACUUGGUACAAGUGUUUGAACAACCUUUUAGGGCAGUGCAUCAUUCGGCCUGUCAAAGCAGGGUCUCAUAAUAAUGAAAUGUGUUCAUUAAAUCGUGGCAACUUGUUCUACUCCUACAUGGUUGAAUGUUUCCCAGGACUUGGGGGCCCAACCUGUGGGGAGUACAUUCCCUCUCCAAUGAACUCUGACCUUUCUGGCAUCUACACCUCCCGUAACGCCCUGAACAUGACCCAGGAUCUACUGGCUCACAUCCGGAUGAGCCGGCCCCCAGUAGACCCGUUGGCCUUCAUGAUGAAGCAGAAAGCAAAUGAUCACCCUCGUCUCUCUGCCCUCAAUGAGCUGUGAUCAAAACCUAUUUUUAUGUAGGUUAUUUCUAACCUCUUAUUCUGAGGCAGAAGCAAUAUUACUUUGGUCAUUAAUGGAAAAUGCUGCAAAAACAAAUAAAACAAAAAUCCAAAGCAUAUACUGUGUAUUUAGAAAAGCAA